This is a messenger RNA of Pecten maximus, 1854 nucleotides long. RefSeq names its product receptor-type tyrosine-protein phosphatase T-like. NCBI's taxonomy places the organism in Eukaryota, Metazoa, Mollusca, Bivalvia, Pectinida, Pectinidae. Bases 1 to 1854 code for a protein of 617 amino acids. The transcript is spliced from 16 exons. Gene Ontology annotation, biological process: protein dephosphorylation. Gene Ontology annotation, molecular function: protein tyrosine phosphatase activity. The record is from RefSeq and is a predicted model, not a curated record.
AUGACGUGCAAUUCCAGUUGUGCUGAGUGUGAUCAGCAGAACGGAGAAUGCACGGAACAAGCCCAAAUGUCUGGAAGUCCACCAACAGCUGACGCCGGGCCAAUAGUAGGAGGUAUUGUAGGGGUGAUUGUUGUUGCUGUCAUCGCUAUUGUCAUUGUCAUCCUCUUCAGAAGACGCCGCUUGAGUGCCAGUAAACAGGAAUCCUUUACUGAUAUCGGUCGUUCCAAUGUGCACGAGAAUAACGUAUACAGCGAACCACCAGAAACAAAACACAUGUCUGUCAAAUCUGAGGCGGCAGUGAAAAACAUCUAUAGUAAUACACCAGAUCCAGACGGGCUACCCGAGAACUCCGCCAAUGUGUAUGUAAACACUGAGCAGGUGGCCAGACAAUCCGGAGUUGGUGAUAGAGUCUGCUAUAAUUCCGGUCCUGUUGGGUUUCUUGUCUCCACCCUCAAAUCUCUUGUCAAGACAAAACUGCAAAACAAGGCGAAGGCUUUCGAGAACGAAUACAAGUCUAUACCGUCUGGAGAUUUACACGAACAUAAAGUUGGAAUGUUACAACAAAACAAAGCAAAGAACAGAUUUAAAACCACGUUUCCCUAUGACCAUUCCCGUGUGAUCCUUGAUACCAUUGGAAAAGAUCCACACUCCGAUUACAUCAAUGCCAACUACAUCGACAGUGUUACAAAAACUGCGAAAUACGUAGCAACACAAGGACCGAGGCCCGGUACUGUUAAUGAUUUCUGGCGGAUGAUAUGGCAGCUGCAGACCAGCAAAAUUGUCAUGUUGACAAAUCUUAUAGAAGGCGGAAGGCCGAAGUGCGACAAGUAUUGGCCAGACGAGGGAGAACCUUUGACAACGGCAAAUUUCAGCAUCACUAUGGACAGAGAAAGGUCGUAUGCCUUCUACGUCAUCCGGGACCUUACAGUUACAGAAAAGAAGACGAAGUCAGUACGUCAGAUACAUCAGUUCCACUAUAUCACGUGGCCCGACCACGGGACUCCAGACCCAAACGAACUUGUUGUCUUCCACCGCCGUGUGAUGAACUAUGAGACUGUCUUGAAAGGGAAAAUGGUUGUUCAUUGCAGUGCUGGCAUAGGCAGAACAGGAACAUUUAUUGCCCUAGAUGCUCUCCUGGAAUAUGGGAAGGAGUCCGGACACAUUGACGUAAUGCAAUACAUAAAAACCAUGCGGAAGGAUAGGAUCAAUAUGGUUCAAACUGUUGAACAAUACAUAGCUAUACACCAGCUCCUUAUAGCAGCCUUCGAUAUGCCAGACACCCUGAUUCCAAGAAUGAAGUACCACACGACACUUACUACUCUCUCCAAUGGCGGUCCCACGAACCAAACAAAGCUCAGGAAGGAAUACCUGCUGACACAAACUAUGAAAACAGCUUACGAUGAGACAAGCUACAGAGCCGCCUUACUGCCAUCAAACAAGAUGAAGAACAGGACCUUAUCAGUCGUUGCUGGAAGUAUUGUGAUUAAUGCUUUCCUCUGGUUCUGUUCAGUUGACAAGUUCAGGGCGUACCUUCGAUCAUAUGCUGACUGUAGAACGGACUACAUUAAUGCCGUGUCAGUGCCAUCCUAUACAUCCAAAACUGGGUACAUCGUCACACAGACUCCUCUGGAGGACACCGUGGUGGAUCUUUUGACGAUGAUAAUGGACCACAGCUGUCAAACAAUUGUCAUCAUCGAGCCGGACGACAUUGACUGGCUUCCAGGGGAAGGUGAAGAUAAAUCCAUCGGGAAUUUCACGUUGGAACACAAAGGAAAGUCUUCAACAAUAGCCAAUGUCGCUUUGCUAGAAAUCGCAAUAGAAAACGCGGUAAGAUGGAUGUUUUGCAGUGUCUGA